CUUCUGACGUGUCCAAUUUGGUCUGCUUAUCGGGGCUCCCUCUCCCCGUGGAAAGAAAGUUGGCGAGCUUGACAGAGAGAGUCCGUAUACCGUGUGAGUUGUGAUUUCAGGGGAUUUUCUGUAAUGGCAGGGAAAAAAGGAGAAGAGGAGAAGAAGAUAGGAAGGAGAGGGAGGGCGUGCGUGGUGGUACUGGGGGACCUGGGCCGCAGCCCUCGGAUGCAGUAUCAUGCUCUCUCACUCGCCCGUCAGGUAUCUCUAGAGGUGGACAUUGUUGCAUAUGGAGGUUCUGAGCCCCACAUUGCAGUUUUAUCUCACCCAUCUAUACAUAUUCACACAAUGACACAGUGGCCAAUUACCCCUCAAGGCUUACCGAAGAUAUUUCGCCCCAUAAUGCUUUUGCUCAAGCCGUUAAUUCAGUUUUUCAUGCUUCUCUGGUUUCUUUGUGUAAGGAUACCUUCUCCUGAUGUUUUUAUUGUGCAGAAUCCUCCUUCUGUUCCAACCUUAGUGGUUGUAAAAUGGGCAAGCUCGCUGAGGCAUUCUGCAUUUGUGAUUGAUUGGCAUAAUUUUGGAUAUACACUGCUUGGCUUGUCCCUUGGGAGAAGUAGUUGUUUUGUCUCUGUAUAUCGUUGGUUUGAGAAACGUUAUGGGAAGAUGGCAGAUGGUUCCCUAUGUGUGACAAAGGCAAUGCAACAUGAACUGGCUCAAAAUUGGGGGAUUCAAGCUACUGUGUUGUAUGAUCAGCCUCCUGAGUUUUUUCGUCCUGCUUCGCUUGAGGAAAAGCAUAAGUUAUUUUGUAGAAUAGAUAAAAAUCUCUGCGAACCUCUUGGAGUACGGGAUUAUGUCCACAAUGGUACGCGAAGUUUAGGAAUAGGGAACCAUGCCCUAAACGAGACCCUGUUUACUACCCAGGUUGGCACUGACAUUUUCUUGAAGCCAAACAGGCCAGCACUUGUUGUAAGCAGUACGAGCUGGACCCCAGAUGAGAAUUUUGGCCUUCUCUUAGAAGCAGCACUAAUGUAUGACAGGCGUGUUGCUGCAAUAUUAAAUGAAGAUGAUUCAACCAAUGAAGAGGUUAUCUGGAAGGAAAUCUCUGAGGGAAAACAAUACUUGUACCCUAGGUUGUUGUUCAUCAUUACAGGUAAAGGGCCUGAAAGGGAAAAAUAUGAAGAGAAAAUAAGGAGGUUAAACCUCAAACGUGUGGCAUUUCGUACUAUGUGGCUGUCAGCUGAGGAUUACCCAUUGCUUCUUGGAUCGGCAGACCUGGGCGUUUGUCUGCACACUUCCUCAUCAGGGUUAGACCUUCCAAUGAAGGUUGUGGAUAUGUUUGGUUGCGGACUGCCUGUUUGUGCUGUUUCCUACUCUUGCAUUGAAGAACUUGUAAAAGUUGAGAAAAAUGGCUUACUCUUUUCAUCAUCUUCAGAGCUAGCUGAUGAACUCUUGAUGCUCUUCAAGGGUUUUCCAGAUGGAUGUAACGCUUUGAAGUUGCUGAGAAAUGGAACCUUGGAAAUGGGUUCAUCUGCAAGGUGGGCUGCCGAGUGGGAAGCGCAUGCCAAGCCAUUAGUAUCUGAGGUUAUCUCUCAGAACUUUGAUUAAUUUUUGGUAUCUGGCUAAAGAUUACAAUGUUGUAAUAUUAGCAAUUUCAGUUAACGGUCGCAUCUUUUGUAUUAUACUAAAAGGUUAGCUACUUUUAUAUGUUGAGUUGAUAUCUCAGGAAAACUGGAUGUCCUGAGUUGGAAUUUUCAUCUGUUGGAUUUUUUUUUUCCUGUCUUAAAGAACUGAUAGUAAACUACUUGACUGUAAUGAAAAUUGAAAAAUAGAUUUUGAUUAACUAAAAUUUCUGGUUAA
Alnus glutinosa is the source of this 1845-nucleotide messenger RNA. Its product is annotated as UDP-glycosyltransferase TURAN. The record is from RefSeq and is a predicted model, not a curated record. The transcript is spliced from 17 exons. Bases 124 to 1593 code for a protein of 489 amino acids. Gene Ontology annotation, molecular function: mannosyltransferase activity. NCBI's taxonomy places the organism in Eukaryota, Viridiplantae, Streptophyta, Magnoliopsida, Fagales, Betulaceae. Gene Ontology annotation, cellular component: endoplasmic reticulum.